Microcebus murinus (gray mouse lemur) is the source of this 2001-nucleotide messenger RNA. The record is from RefSeq and is a predicted model, not a curated record. NCBI's taxonomy places the organism in Eukaryota, Metazoa, Chordata, Mammalia, Primates, Cheirogaleidae.
AUGGGUCGAGGGCAGGGCCAGAAGGCCCGGGCCCAGCUUUGGGGCCUGUUGAGCCGUGCGCCCUGGGGCCCCGCCGCCUGGGUUUUCCUGCCCCCAACAGUCCCCUUCUGUCCUUCCAGGACGGUGGCCGCGGAGGUGCGGAAGCAGGUGUCGCGGGAGCGCAGCGGCUCCCCGCAUUCCGGCCGGCGCAGCUCCCUGGGGGUCCCGCUGACCGAGGUCAUCGAGCCCCUGGACUUCGAGGACGUGUUGCUGAGCCGGCCACCGGACGCCGAGCCCGGGCCCCUCAGGGACCUGGUGGAGUUUCCAGCCGACGACUUGGAGCUGCUGCUGCAGCCCCGGGAAUGCCGGACCACCGAGCCCGGGAUCCCCGAGGAUGGGAAGCUGGAUGCCCAGGUGAGGGCUGCGGUGGAGAUGUACACAGAGGACUGGGUCAUCGUCCACAGAAGGUACCAGCACCUGAGUGUCGCGUACAGCCCUGUCACCACGGAGACGCAGCGGGAGCGGCAGAAGGGCCUCCCCCGCCAGGUCUUUGAGCAGGACGUGUCUGGGGAGGAGAAGUCCGGCCCCGAGGACUCGGAUGACUCUCAGCGCUGCUCGGGCUCCCCGGACGACACCCCUCGAAGCAGCGGCGCCUCUGGCAUCUUCGACCUGAGGAACCUGGCAGCCGACUCCCUGCUGCCCGCGCUGCUGGAGCGGGCCGCGCCCGAGGAUGUGGACCGGCGCAACGAAGCCCUGCGGCGACAACACCGGCCCCAGGCCCUGCUCACCCUCUACCCGGCGCCUGAUGAGGAUGAGGCCAUGGAACGCUGCAGCCGCCCGGAGCCGCCCCGCGAGCACUUUGGACAGAGGAUCCUGGUCAAGUGCCUGUCGCUUAAGUUCGAGAUUGAAAUCGAACCCAUCUUUGGGAUCUUGGCCCUGUACGACGUGCGGGAGAAAAAGAAGAUCUCGGAGAACUUCUACUUCGACUUGAACUCGGACUCCAUGAAGGGGCUGCUUCGGGCCCACGGCACCCACCCCGCCAUCUCUACCCUGGCCCGCUCCGCCAUCUUCUCUGUGACCUACCCAUCCCCCGACAUCUUCCUGGUCAUCAAGCUGGAGAAGGUGCUGCAGCAAGGGGACAUCAGCGAGUGCUGCGAGCCCUACAUGGUGAUGAAGGAGGCGGACACAGCCAAAAACAAAGAGAAGCUGGAGAAGCUGCGCCUGGCGGCCGAGCAGUUCUGCACCCGCCUGGGCCGCUACCGCAUGCCCUUCGCCUGGACGGCCGUGCACUUGGCCAACAUCGUGAGCAGCGCGGGGCAGCCGGACCGCGACUCGGACUCCGAGGGUGAGCGCCGGCCCACCUGGACAGACCGCCGCCGUCGGGGUCCCCAGGACCGGGCGAGCAGCGGGGAUGACGCCUGCAGCUUCUCUGGCUUCCGCCCGGCCACGCUAACUGUCACAAACUUCUUCAAGCAGGAAGCCGAACGGCUCAGUGACGAGGACCUCUUCAAAUUCCUGGCUGACAUGAGGCGCCCGUCGUCCCUGCUGCGGCGCCUGCGGCCCGUGACAGCCCAGCUAAAGAUCGACAUAUCCCCGGCCCCCGAGAACCCGCACUUCUGCCUGUCCCCCGAGCUGCUGCACGUGAAGCCCUACCCAGACCCCAGGGCGCGGCCCACCAAGGAGAUCCUGGAGUUCCCUGCCCGCGAGGUCUACGCGCCCCACACCAGCUACAGGUACGGCCGGCCGGCCGGGCGCCAGGCGGGGUCCCCCUGCUCGCAGACACACAGACACCGGCGUGCGACUCACUGCUCUGGUUUAAUUAUCGGAGGGCGUGAAGGGGCUCGUGGCCUCCGUCCUUGCUCCACGCCGCCCCAGCGGGCCCGCCGGCCGCCUCCGCCCGCCUGCUUCUGCCUCUGCUCCGUGCCUGGAAGCCUGGAAGCGGGGCCACCCCCGCCGUCCCCGGGGACAGGCAGCUCCUCUCGGCGCGGGGCCUCUUGGGGCGUGGAAGUGUCCCUUGCGUGA